Molecule: messenger RNA, 682 nt
Organism: Ceratitis capitata (Mediterranean fruit fly)
Lineage: Eukaryota; Metazoa; Arthropoda; Insecta; Diptera; Tephritidae
Exons: 3
Coding region: 125-637 (170 amino acids)
Source: RefSeq, a predicted model, not a curated record
AGGAGUUGAGCAGUGAUUGAGCAGUAAUUAAGUGAAAAGUGUUACAAAUUAAAGACAAAAGUGAAUCGUUCAAAGAGCAAUUGCGGUGCUCUAUUGGUUUUUAAAGAACCUGAUAACUUUAAUAAUGGGAUCGAAUAUAAUUCCAUCCUUGUGCCUGCUGUAUGCCAUCUGGAUCACCUCACUACUCAUCACAAUCUGCACUGCACACUCAUCUUCACAGACUACAGUUGUACAACACACCGCUAGUCAUGAUCCCUCUGCUGAUGGCUUUUGGAAGAGGAACGUGGAAUGGAAGUCUCGCUGGGUGAAAUAUUGGCGACCGAAAGCGAUUUAUAUACCCGUUUGGAAGAAGGUUUGGACACCGCUGGUACAGAAUGAAUGGGUGCCGCUGCCAAAAGUACCGCCUGGUUGGGAAGUGCGCAAAGAUGGUGUGAUCGAUAGCACGAACAGUGGCUGGAGUAGUAGCGGGAGCAGUGCUGAUGGCUCUUCUGGCAUUAGCGUCAGUAGCAGCAGUAGCAGCAGUGGUCUACGCUCAGCCAAAAGCUACAGUGACUGGAGUAAGGGCAGUGGCAGUAUGUAUGGUGGUUGGAAGAAAGGCGUGAGACGUUCGCGGGUGCGUGAACUAGCUUUUGAGUAGAGCUCGAAUUAUUUAUUUGCUUACUCACACACAUCUUUGUAUUUA